This is a messenger RNA of Tachyglossus aculeatus (Australian echidna), 936 nucleotides long. It is a transcript of the gene SHOX, whose product is annotated as short stature homeobox. The transcript is spliced from 6 exons. Gene Ontology annotation, biological process: regulation of transcription by RNA polymerase II. The record is from RefSeq and is a predicted model, not a curated record. Bases 1 to 936 code for a protein of 311 amino acids. Gene Ontology annotation, molecular function: sequence-specific double-stranded DNA binding; DNA-binding transcription factor activity, RNA polymerase II-specific. Gene Ontology annotation, cellular component: nucleus. Lineage: Eukaryota; Metazoa; Chordata; Mammalia; Monotremata; Tachyglossidae.
AUGGAAGAACUGACCGCUUUUGUGUCCAAAUCUUUCGACCAGAAAAGCAAGGAGGCCGGUGGCGGAGGAGGAGGAGGAGGAGGUGGAGGAGGAGGAGGAGGAGGGGGUGGAGGAGGUAAAAAGGAGACUAUCACCUACCGGGAAGUUUUGGAGAGUGGCUUGUGUCGAGGUCGGGAGCUGGGGGGCCCGGACGCCGACCUCCCGGAUCUCCCCGAGAGCCAUCUGUUCAAGGAUCCCGGCGAUGGGGACAAGGACAAAGUCAAGGACUUCGGGCCGGCCAGGGUGGCCGAAGGCCUGUACGAGUGCAAGGAGAAGAGGGAGGAUGUCAAGUCGGAGGACGAGGAUGGCCAGACCAAACUGAAGCAGCGGAGGAGCAGAACCAACUUCACACUGGAACAGCUCAACGAGUUGGAGCGACUGUUUGACGAGACCCAUUAUCCCGACGCCUUCAUGCGGGAGGAACUCAGCCAGAGGCUGGGCCUUUCCGAAGCCAGGGUGCAGGUCUGGUUCCAAAACCGGAGAGCCAAGUGCCGGAAACAGGAGAACCAGAUGCACAAAGGGGUGAUCCUGGGCACCGCCAGCCACCUGGACGCCUGCAGGGUGGCCCCCUACGUCAACAUGGGCGCGCUCCGGAUGCCUUUCCAACAGGUGCAGGCGCAGCUGCAGCUGGAGGGCGUUCCCGGCGGGGCGCUGGGCGGGGCCCUGGGCGGGGUGCUGGGCGGGGCCCUGUCCGCGCACGCGCCCUACCUCAUGUUCCCGCCGCCGCCCUUCGGGCUCCCGCUGGCCUCCCUGGCCGAGUCCGCCUCGGCCGCCGCCGUGGUGGCCGCCGCAGCCGCCGCCGCCGCCGCCGCCGCCGCCAAGAGCAACAGCAAGAGCUCCAGCAUCGCCGACCUCAGGCUCAAGGCCCGCAAGCACGCCGAGGCCCUCGGCCUCUGA